This is a messenger RNA of Dentiscutata erythropus, 189 nucleotides long. The record is from the annotation of a GenBank genome assembly. NCBI's taxonomy places the organism in Eukaryota, Fungi, Glomeromycota, Glomeromycetes, Diversisporales, Gigasporaceae.
AUGAGUAACCCUAUGAGUAACCCAAUGAGUAACCCUAUGAGUAACCCUAUGAGUAACCCUAUGAGUAACUCUAUGAGUAACUCUAUGAGUAACUCUAUGAGUAACUCUAUGAGUAACUUUUAUCAAUCAUAUUUUAUUGGUAUUGGUUAUGCUGCACCUCCUUCGGUCGAUGCUAUCCGACUUGAAUGA